Messenger RNA from Trichoderma citrinoviride, 2223 nucleotides. RefSeq lists its product as hypothetical. NCBI's taxonomy places the organism in Eukaryota, Fungi, Ascomycota, Sordariomycetes, Hypocreales, Hypocreaceae. The transcript is spliced from 3 exons. The record is from RefSeq and is a predicted model, not a curated record. Bases 1 to 2223 code for a protein of 740 amino acids.
AUGCGUCCUCGUUCAGUUGCUCUCUUGGCGGCUUGCAUACCUCUCGGACUUUGCAAUGCCAACGACCCGGCACCUCGAUGCGCUGUCGACUGUGCAUCCAACAUCAGAAACGACAAAGGAGCACUCGAUCUCAAGGUCAUUUGCGCAGACAAGCUCAUGACAAAUUCUCUCUUCCAGUGUCUCAUCACUUCAUGUCUUCAUGAUGCCUACAGUCCGGCAGUUGCCCAUGUCAUCCUGGCAUGCUCCGACCUGGGCAUUGCUAUUGGACCACUGUAUCCUGUCGAGGUCCGGCACGCCAACGUGGAGAAGGUUCAGGAUCUGUUCGCCCCGUCGAUGCCCGCUGCCUAUACCACACCGAGCGAUCCAUCCUCACAAGAUUCUGACAAGCUGACCUUGUCCUUUGACAUCUCGGUUGAUUUGAAAUGCAACUCCGGGUCUGACGGCCUUGUCACCGUGUCUCUGCCUCCGCCCGCUCCACCUUCGUCGACUGCUUCUCCUCCUCUUCCGCCGUCUCCAGCCCCCAACCCAGACCCUGGUGAGGGUGAGGGCGAUGGCCAAGGUGACAAUGGCGAUGACGGAAACAACAACGGUGAUGGUGACAAUGGUAGUGGCGACAACGAUGGCGGCGACGGAGACUGUCCCAACGGCAAUGGUGAAAGUGACAAUGGCAGUGGUGACAACGGCAACGGCGACAAUGCCAACGGUGACAAUGACAACGGCAAUAACAGCAAUGGCGGCGACGGAAGUGACGAGGGCGACUGCGAGAACACCAACGGCGACAACGGCGACAACGGCGAUGGCGGUGAUGCUGAUGGCGCCUCAUCUCUUCCAUCCCGGCUGACACUAGCAUCAACUGAUCCGAGUGCCACCUCUUCAUGCCCGCCAAACGCUGCAUCAUCAGGCGCCCAGGAUCCUGGCAAUGGUCCGGCACCCUCACCGUCAACUGAUGGAGGGGAUAACGGUGAUCCUCCAGCGACAUCUGCACCCUCGGCUUCCCCUGGCGGGAGCGAUCCCGCAUCUCCAGCCUCAUCACCAACUCCGGCUUCUCUGUCCUCACCAGCGGCUUCGGCUUCUCCCGCCGCUCCAGCUUCUCCUGCUUCAACGUCCCCAUGCCCAACAGCCUCUCCAGCAACCGGAGGCUUGGAUCCUCAGGAUCCCAACCAGUCUGAUUCUUCCAGUGACUCCGCUGGUGAAGGCGAGGAGCCUCAAGUCCCAGCGACCUCACCAGCCCUCCCCCCCGCACCGGCUUCUUCAACACCGGCUGCUCCAUCCAGCACAUGUUUGACGGCAGACAAUAUGAGUGGGUCUGGCGGUCCGGUCCCAGGUUCCCAAGUUUCCCAAUCCGCGGAACUCACAAGUGCAGCUCAGCCAUCUCCUCAACCUUCACCAGUCCCUGCACCAGGCCCGUCUCCAUCGGACGAUGCAACGGAUCCCUCAAGCGGCGGACCCCCGGAAUACUCUUCCGGCUCCGGCUUCGAGACCAGCCUGCCUGAGCCCAGUGGAGAACAGCCACCACAGGAGAGCCAGGGCUCAGGAGCACAGGCGCCAUCGUACGGGCAAAGCGGCUUGACGUUGCGAUCACUCCCCAGUCGACCAGAUAAUGCAGCCGGAGAGACAGCAGAGGGCAAACCUCCCAGCAAGACACCGGGACCUUCAGAAGUCACACUUUGGCCAACCGCCAAGGUCAAUCGGACCUCACACACGACAAGCGCAGCGGGAAAUCAUGGAUCUUCAACUUCAUCGCGCGAGUCUGAUGGCAAGGAGACGGUGACCACAGCGCACACACCCAGGGCCAAUCUCGUAUUCACCUCUGAUAUACCGAGAGAUGCCUCGCCGGUCACCGAUGCUCAUCAACAUGAGUCCCUGAGCUCUGUCACUGUCAAGGUCGUCCGUUCCGGGGAGACAGUUGCCGGGACUGUGCUCAUGACCGUCUUGGACAAGGCGCCUUCGGCUACAGAAGCGCCCACGACAGCCAUGACGCCCACGACGGCCAUCAGCAACCAGUCGGUAGUUGUCUCUGGGAGCAGCAACACUUCGAUCCAGAGCGGAUUCCCGACGACGAAGUCUAGCAUGUCGGACAGCACUCCUGCUCAGUCUGGUGGAGCGGUGAUGGAGUCAUCGGCCCCCCAUGUCGCGCUGGUCAACAGCGUUCCGAGAGCAACACCUCGCCUGUUCACCAUUGCGCUUCUCAUUAUCCUUGUUGGUGGAAUGUUGUUGAAUUGA